This is a messenger RNA of Dioscorea cayenensis subsp. rotundata (Guinea yam), 689 nucleotides long. Its product is annotated as 40S ribosomal protein S26-like. Bases 52 to 435 code for a protein of 127 amino acids. Lineage: Eukaryota; Viridiplantae; Streptophyta; Magnoliopsida; Dioscoreales; Dioscoreaceae. The record is from RefSeq and is a predicted model, not a curated record. The transcript has 6 exons. Gene Ontology annotation, cellular component: ribosome; cytosolic small ribosomal subunit. Gene Ontology annotation, molecular function: structural constituent of ribosome; mRNA binding. Gene Ontology annotation, biological process: translation.
CCCUCAGCCCGCAAACCCUCGAAGGAGAUCAGAGCUCCUCACUCUCCGCCGAUGACGUUCAAGCGCAGGAAUGGCGGUCGUAACAAGCACGGCCGCGGCCAUGUCAACUUCAUCCGCUGCUCCAACUGCGGCAAGUGCUGCCCUAAGGACAAGGCGAUCAAGAGAUUUUUGGUGAGGAAUAUCGUUGAGCAAGCUGCAGUUAGGGAUGUGCAGGAAGCCUGUGUUUAUGAUGGUUAUACUCUUCCGAAGCUGUAUGCCAAGAUGCAGUACUGUGUUUCUUGCGCGAUUCACUCUCAUGUGGUUAGGGUUAGGUCUCGCACUGAUAGGAGGAACCGUGAGCCUCCACAGCGCUUCAGGCGCAGGGAUGACGCACCUAGACCUGGACAAGGGCCUCGCCCAGGUGUCACUGCAAGUGCACCUCCUGCUCGCCAAUGAUGUUGGGUUGUGUUCCCCUUUGUUUGGCGGUGAUCAUGGUUGUCUGCUUGGGAUGAUCAGCUUGUUCAGUUAGUUGUGUUCUGUCGUGGCUUGCUUUGGAGGGAACUUUUAUUUGAAAUUAAUUUAAAAUUUAUUUCAAUUAUUGUUUAUUUGAAAUAAUACAUAUAUAUAUCUUUAUUUAUAUUUAUUUUGAAUUUAUUUAAACAAGUAUAUUUAAUAUUCUGAGUAUAAAUUACAUGUAUCUUUAAAUGUUG